Caenorhabditis remanei is the source of this 525-nucleotide messenger RNA. RefSeq lists its product as uncharacterized. The coding region runs from base 1 to 525 and encodes 174 amino acids. The record is from RefSeq and is a predicted model, not a curated record. The transcript has 7 exons. NCBI's taxonomy places the organism in Eukaryota, Metazoa, Nematoda, Chromadorea, Rhabditida, Rhabditidae.
AUGUCGGUGAUCGUUGAUUGGAUCGAAGACUGUCUAGAAACUUAUUUCGAUGUGUAUGUUGAUAACCAAUACAUGUUGCUUGGUGUCGCUUUCGCACUUUUCUACAUCUACCAAGUACUUAUUAUCGUGGUCGAUGCGGCUUUUGCAAUGUACAAUUGGAGAAAUCUGAGAAAUUUUGGGGAUUUCACUUUCUUUUUGGCGCUCAUCAUUUUGUCUAUAGUUUAUGGUCUAACAUUUCUCCUCAUACAACCAGAAGAAAGACGUUGCUUCGGUGUUUGCAGCAUUUUUGCGACGGUUCAACUCAUCCUCUCUGUUUUUUAUUAUUUCUAUAUGUUUCCCAGUAUGGAUAACGAGCAACUGUUAUACUUCACAACCAUCUUCGCUCCGAUUUCGAUCUUUUACAUGACUAUUAUUGUUUCCAUUUCUGUAGUGGUUUCGUGUAGAAUGAGCUUCUUUCGUCCGCAUCAACGAGUGAUCAGCGAUUUGUAUGCAGUUGAGGAGCGAAAUGGGAAGAAGAGUGUCUGA